This is a messenger RNA of Microthlaspi erraticum, 558 nucleotides long. Lineage: Eukaryota; Viridiplantae; Streptophyta; Magnoliopsida; Brassicales; Brassicaceae. The record is from the annotation of a GenBank genome assembly.
AUGCGGAUUUGGGUGAGCCUGAGUGCUACGAUUUUGAGGAGUAUGAGGCUCCAAGGAUGCACCCCUCUGUUGUGGCAGCCCACAAGAGAAUUGGACUUCUCCAAAGCAAGAAGAAGAAGUCCAAGACUCCCACCAAGGAGUAAAUCUCUCCUCACCACUCCAAGAAGGCUCCCUGCCCACGAGCCUCACAGGGCCUCAUCAUUCGAGCCAAGGGAAGGAGAAGACAACUCGCAGAGGAGGAGGAAGAGUUCCAAAACUCGACGCUCCAACUCGAUCAGCGAGCUCGACCGAGCUGAGGGUCGAGUUGACCUGGAGGAGCCCCUGUUUGAGAACCUUGGGUUCGAGUACGAUUCAACGCAGUACCAGGACUUCUCUCAGACUCUCUGGACUCCCUACAACUGCUUCGAGCAAGCGCAGCUCCUCCAAGGCCAAGGUAGCCACACACAUUUCAACGAUGAAGAAGAGGAGAAGAGGAGCCUCAAGCUCGAUCGAGUGAGCCGAACCCAGUCGAGUGGAGUGUUCCUGAUGGCCGUCUACCAUCCCCAGACCACGACCUAG